AAUGGCAAGCGACUAAAACAGGAAAUGUUACUGUCAAGCAAGUGGCAAUGUGAAAGUCAGGUUAAAAUGUUAUGUGAUACUUCGUAUGCGAGUAAAUGCGAUAAAUAUGUGUUGUUUGCACCUUUGAGCUGUCGCAACGUGUUGUGCUUUUAGUGGGUUUUGUGUCUCAUAGUGCAGCCUUUGUUACGAUGUUUCGAGCCGCAGCUAAAACGUUUUUUGUAGUAGCAAGCGCUUCAGUUCCUGGGAGAGUGUUGUUAAGUAUUCGGCAUUAUUGUAAGAGGACACCAACGACACUAAGAGUCUCUGAAGCGAUUUCAGGUGCUGAACUGGGAGCAAAUAUCAAAGUACAGGGGUGGGUUCGCUCUGUUAGGCCUCAGAAGAAAAACCUCUUUUUCCAUGUGAAUGAUGGGAGCUCUUUGCAGUCGUUGCAGAUUGUCGCAAGUUCAGAGCUGAGUGAUUCGUUGCUUGCAUUUGGUAGUGCUGUUGAAGUCACAGGUACUCUUAAGAAAAGUCCACACCAAAAGCAGCCGGUCGAACUGGAAGCAGAUCAAAUCCACGUCGUUGGAGAAUGUAACCCUGUGGAUUUUCCCUUUAAGAUCAAAGAGAGACACGACUUUGAGUAUAUUCGCCAGUUUCCCCAUCUCAGGUGUAGAACAAAUGUCUUUAGCUCUCUGCUGAGAAUACGAAGUGAGGCCACUACAGCAAUUCACUCAUAUUUCAAGGAAAACGGCUUUGUUCAGAUUCACACUCCAGUCAUCACCUCAAAUGACUGUGAAGGGGCAGGGGAACUCUUUCAGGUUGAGCCAUCAGGCCCAGAGAAUGAAGAAGGUGAGAACUUCUUCUCUGUCCCAGCCUUCCUGACCGUGUCCGGUCAGCUUCAUCUGGAAGUGAUGUCAGGGGCUUUUUCUAAGGUUUACACAUUUGGGCCAACUUUUCGUGCAGAGAACUCCCAAAGCAGACGCCACCUGGCUGAGUUUUACAUGGUGGAGGCCGAGGUCUCCUUCACGCAGUCCUUAGAGGAUCUCACUAAGGUCAUGGAGGACAUGUUCAAAUCUGCCACGGAGCAUGUCUUGGCCCACUGUGCCGAGGAUGUGGAUUUGUUUCAUAAGCAUGUGACUCCUGGACACAGGGACACAGUAGACUCUAUGCUGAAGAAGAGAUUCCCUGCGAUUACGUACAGUGAGGCUAUAGACAUCCUAAACCACAGCUCGGAGAAGUUUGCCUUCCCAACGGAGUGGGGCUGUGACCUUCAGACAGAACAUGAGAAGUACCUGGUGAAGCAUUGUGGAAACAUUCCAGUCUUUGUCACUGAUUAUCCUUAUGAUCUGAAGCCCUUUUAUGCAAGAGACAACAAAGACCAUCCGGAGCGUACAGCAGCUGCAGUGGACCUUCUGGUGCCAGGAGUUGGAGAGCUAUGUGGGGGCUCGCUGAGGGAGGAGAGGCUGGAUCUGCUGAGGGCUCGGCUGGAAGACGCUGGAUUGAAAGACACAUACAGCUGGUAUCUGGAUUUGAGGCGUUUUGGCUCCGUCCCUCAUGGUGGCUUUGGAUUGGGAUUUGAGCGAUAUUUGCAAUGCAUUCUUGGUGUUGACAACAUAAAAGAUGUGAUUCCUUUCCCCAGAUUUUCCCAUUCUUGUCUUCUGUAAACCACAGUCCAAACCCAAAAGGUAUUUUAUAUGUCAUUGAGGUCUGUUUAUUUCCUGUUUGGCAAACAUCAAACAAAUAAAUAACAUUCUUAUAA
Molecule: messenger RNA, 1738 nt
Organism: Scatophagus argus
Lineage: Eukaryota; Metazoa; Chordata; Actinopteri; Scatophagidae
Gene: nars2
Product: asparaginyl-tRNA synthetase 2, mitochondrial
Exons: 14
Coding region: 189-1643 (484 amino acids)
Biological process (GO): asparaginyl-tRNA aminoacylation
Cellular component (GO): mitochondrion
Molecular function (GO): nucleic acid binding; asparagine-tRNA ligase activity; ATP binding
Source: RefSeq, a predicted model, not a curated record